Funneliformis geosporum is the source of this 309-nucleotide messenger RNA. NCBI's taxonomy places the organism in Eukaryota, Fungi, Glomeromycota, Glomeromycetes, Glomerales, Glomeraceae. The record is from the annotation of a GenBank genome assembly.
AUGUCAAUGACCAAAUACAGCAAGUUCUUGUCAGAAAAAUGGAAAAAUUUUUCUGAAGAAGCGAAGGUUGAACUACAAAGGCAAUAUCAAAUAAAACGAGAUCAAAAAUUACGACGAGACGAGAUUGCCGAUCAAUGCAUCGCAAAUCAUGAAAGAAGGAACAAGUAUAAAAGACGAUUACAAAAAAAUGUAACCGAACAAAUUGAAAUUUCUUUAAAUAAUCACGUGUUAAGUAAUCAAUCUGAAACCAAUCAAUUGCAGCGUGCCUGGCUUGAUUCGAGAUUGUAUUUUCACCGAAAAUUCUUCUGA